CGCGGACGUGCGGGCGGAAGUGGUGCUGGAGCGCUUUAGGAAAGGGACUUGCGGAGAAAGCAGGUAGUCUGCUGACGCCUGUGGACGGUAUCGGAGGGGGCAGGCCGCCAUGAACCGCCUCCAAGAUGACUAUGACCCCUACGCAGUUGAAGAGCCUAGUGACGAGGAGCCGGCUUUGAGCAGUUCUGAAGAUGAGGUGGAUGUGCUUUUACAUGGAACUCCUGAGCAAAAACGAAAACUUAUCAGAGAAUGUCUUACUGGAGAAAGUGAAUCCUCUAGUGAAGAUGAAUUUGAAAAAGAAAUGGAAGCUGAAUUAAAUUCCACCAUAAAAACAAUGGAGGACAAGUUAUCCUCUCUAGAAACAGGGUCUUCCUCAGGAAAUGGGAAAGUUGGAACAGCUCCGACAAAGUACUAUGACAAUAUAUAUUUUGAUUCUGAUUCUGAGGAUGAAGACAAAGCAGCACAGGUGACCAAGAAAAAGAAGAAGAAACAACACAGAAUUCCAACAAAUGAUGAAUUACUAUAUGAUCCGGAAAAAGAUGACAGAGAUCAGGCCUGGGUUGAUGCACAGAGAAGAGGCUACCAUGGUUUUGGAAUACAGCGGCCACGUCAACAACAACAGCCUUUUCCAAAUAGUGAUGCUGUCUUGAAUUGCCCUGCCUGCAUGACCACACUGUGUCUUGAUUGCCAAAGGCAUGAAUCAUACAAAACUCAGUAUAGAGCAAUGUUUGUAAUGAAUUGUUCUAUCAACAAAGAAGAGAUUCUAAGAUACAAAACCCCAGAGAACAGGAAGAAAAGGCGAGGCCAUAAGAAGAUGAGGUCUAACCAAGAAGAUGCUGCGGAGCAGGCAGAGACAGAUGUGGAAGAAAUCUAUCACCCAGUCAUGUGCUCUGAAUGUUCCACCGAAGUGGCAGUCUACGACAAGGAUGAAGUCUUUCAUUUUUUCAACGUUUUAGCAAGCCAUUCCUAAAUAGCUAAGUUGGCAUUUAGUUGCCCAGUACAGUAUACAAGGCAAAUAUGGACAGUUAUAUUCCUCCUGCCUACUCAUCUCAAGUGACAUUCUGAGUGGUUAUUUGAGGAAGCAGUGUUUUAUCUUUAUCUUUUUGGGAAAAAAUGGUUAUCUACCUUCAUCCUUCCCCUUCCUUUUUUUUUUUUUUGCGGUACGCGGGCCUCUCACUGUUGUGGCCUCUCCCGUUGCGGAGCACAGGCUCCGGACGCGCAGGCUCAGCGGCCAUGGCUCACGGGCAUGUGGGAUCUUCCCGGACCGGGGCACGAACUCGUGUCCCCUGCAUCGGCAGGCGGACUCUCAACCACUGCGCCAUCAGGGAAGCCCCCUCCCCUUCCUUUUAAAAAAAAAGUUUCCCCAGCUCUGAUGGGACUUGUUAUUCAUUCUCUUUUUGAUAGAUAUUUGGAAAUGGGCUUUUUAUUUAUUAAAGCUCUUUAGAAUUAAAAUGUUCUGGAGUUACAGGUAACUUGUUUCAGAGUGUUAUUUUUAUUUUUUAUUUUGGAUAUACCCUUGGUGUGCUUAAUCUAGAAACUGUUUCCUCACUUCUGUCUAUAUAUAUAUAUUUUUUUCUUUUUUUAAAUUGCGGUAUAGAUGCUUUACAAUGUUGUGUUAGUUUCUGUUGUACAACAAAGUGAACCAGCUGUAUGUAUACAUAUAUCCCCUCCCUCUUGGACCUCCCUCCCACCCUUUCUGUCUAUAUUGUUUUUGCUAAGAAGUAUCUUUAUUUCCCUUCUAACCCAUAGGAUGGAGUGAAUAGUAUUAAUAACUUACAAUUACAUGAAGUAUUGGGGUGCCUUGAGUAAUUAACAUAGGUCUUUCCUUAAAAGGGUGGUACUUAAUCAGUAUUCUAAACUUAAUGAAUUAACACAGUAAAAUAGAAAUUUGUGGUAAGGAAGAGCAAACUCACCCUCCAGCCUUAGACUUAAAAAUUUUGUUGCUGUUGCUUGUGCUCCCAUUUAUUCCAGAAUUUCUCUUGCCAGCAAUGAAGGUGUGUUUGUUUUUGCUCUUAA
This is a messenger RNA of Globicephala melas (long-finned pilot whale), 2016 nucleotides long. RefSeq names its product E2F associated phosphoprotein (gene EAPP). Gene Ontology annotation, biological process: positive regulation of cell population proliferation. Lineage: Eukaryota; Metazoa; Chordata; Mammalia; Artiodactyla; Delphinidae. The record is from RefSeq and is a predicted model, not a curated record. Gene Ontology annotation, cellular component: nucleus.